Labeo rohita (rohu) is the source of this 6681-nucleotide messenger RNA. RefSeq names its product scavenger receptor class A, member 3 (gene scara3). NCBI's taxonomy places the organism in Eukaryota, Metazoa, Chordata, Actinopteri, Cypriniformes, Cyprinidae. The transcript is spliced from 7 exons. The record is from RefSeq and is a predicted model, not a curated record. Bases 336 to 2105 code for a protein of 589 amino acids.
UUCCUCCCUUUCCCACACAGAAACAAUCUCUCCCUCUCUCCAGCAUGUUUCCCAAAGCUGCACAUGGUUACUGUCCAAGGUAUUACUUUCCUCUGGUUCUAUAGCAGUGAAGCAGCAUGUUAUAGAGGGGUCUUCCUGAUACACCAGCUGUUCCCACAGGGGUCCUCAACAGUGGAUUAGUCUGCAGAUUUGGUGACUUAUUUUGUGUAAACAAACCAGUAUGCUCUGGAUUCUGUUGAGACAGUGAAAUACAUCCUGAACAGGUGAAAUACAUUGUCACAAGUCUCCUCAAUCAUCUUUACCAAACUGACCUGGGGUGACUUUACAGAAUCAACAUGAAAGAUAGCUAUAGUGGCUACGAGAACCAGCUUUUUAAUGAGGAGGACUUGACUGGAGAAGAAGAGGAAAUUCCUCCCUUGAGAGGAAGAGCAAGAGGGGGAUGUAUGAAAUGUCAGCAGACACAUUCUCUUCAGCUAGCUGUCAAAAUGCUCUAUGGCUUUUUAGCUUUGCUCAUCAUUGCAGUGGCCGUCUUGGCAUCCCUUAUUUUCAGGAGAGUUGACAACUUAUCUGAAGAAGAAAUAUUUUACCACAAACGGAUUUCCAAGGUCCAGGAGAGCAUAAAAGAUAUCAGCACUGUAAACAACUAUUCCAACUGCUUAGAUGUUGCACAAUACCAAGAGGAGAUUGCCAGACUGAAGAAAGAGUACGAGGAGAUCCAGAAGAUGGUACUCAAUCAAAAGCAGCAGUUGGACCAGGCGACUCAAUCCCAGCAAAGUCUUAAGCAAUCCAGCAACAGAUUUUCUAGAGACCUCCAGUCCUUUGGAAUUACAAUCAAGCAGAUAAACCAAUCUCUGGUCCAGUACUUGGAUCAGGUAACUGGCUGGCAGGUUGUCAUCAAUGAAACGGAUCAGGGGAUGAAAACACUUGUUGGGGAUCAGUAUGAUUUGAAGGCCACAAUGCAACAAGUCAACACUACUGUCGCCCUUAGUGCAUUAUGGAUAGGUGCUCUUCAGAGAAAGGCAGAAGAAGAGACCUUGGUGCUUCAAAAAAUAACAGCGGACUGGCAGAACUACAGCAGAGUUUUAAGUACCCUGAAGUCCAAUGCCAGCAUAACCACCCAGGCCAUGAGGGCUAUUCAAAACGGUGUUUCUGCCACUCACCAGCGUAUCAGCAUGAGUUCAGAAAUGGUGCAUGACCUCACUCUGCAAGUCAUGAACCUUCAGAUGCAACUAGACAAUGUCUCAUCUUACAUUGAUGAACACGAGGAGAACAUGAAUGACCACCAGUACCAUGCCAGGUACUACGAGAACCGGACUGGAGAACGAUUUGUGACACUGGAUGCAAGAAUGAAGUCCAUUGAAAUGGAGAUCGACACACUCUCUUCCAGCUUCAAAGCAACCGUCAGCCAUGUUCGAAGCAUGUACCAGUACAUCAACCAAGAGAGUUCCUCUUGCCAAUCCAGGCUGAACAGUCACACAGAAGAUUUGCAGAACCUAAACAACACAGUCUUGCUUCUCCUUCACCUAGCUGACACUCUGAGAUUGCAGUACAUGAUGCUAAAUGUACGCCUUGAUGCUGAUGUGAGGAACCUAUCAAUGGUGAUUGAGGAGCUGAAGCUGGUAGACACCAGUCAUGCAAAGCAGAUCCAGAACUUCACUAUUCUGAAAGGUGUGCCUGGUCCACCAGGUCCAAAGGGAAACAGGGGAGAAAUAGGAGCCAAAGGAUCUGUGGGUGUAACGGGACCGAAAGGAGACAGGGGACUUGCAGGAAAUCGUGGAUCUCAGGGACUUAAGGGCGCUGUGGGAAUUAAGGGUGAUCAAGGUGUACAAGGACCUCCUGGGAUGAAAGGUGGGCAAGGAAUUAAAGGAGAAAAAGGGUCUUUAGGGCCACCAGGGCCUCGUGGUGAAAAAGGACAGAAGGGUGAUAUGGGGGCUCCUGGGAAGGAUGGAAUUCCUGGCCCCAAAGGACCGGCAGGUAUCCGAGGACAAGCUGGACUCCCAGGGAUACAUGGACCUCCUGGACCAGUAGGAGUACAAGGCCCUGUGGGACCACCGGGGCCACGUGGAAUACCUGGACCACCAGGGGAGCCUGCUCAGAGUUCAUGAGCAGAUUAAAAAUACCCCAAAUGGUGAUACACUGACUGCCUUUGUGGACAGAGUGAUGCUGAUGACAGUGGUAAACGUCGACUUGGAGAUCUCUCUCUAAACAAGACGAUGGUGUGGACUCUUUGGUGUCUUAGAGGCCCACAUGUACAUUCCCCAAACACAGAGGUUGCAACAACAAUACACUUUGUAUAGGCUUUCAACACUCUUUGGAUAGACCUCAAGCACAAUUCUAUACAGUAUAUUGAGCCAUUUCACAAAGGUUCUUGUUUUAACAAUGGUUACAGAGCCAGACUGCUAUGCAACCAUUAAUUGUACUACGUACCAAACUUUAAGCCCAAAGUAUGCUUCGUUUUUGUACGCGUAUGUGUACAAAAUGGGUAACGUUCAAAGUAUACUCCAUUUGAUAGUAUACACGAAUACAGGCACUCUACAAAGCUUUGUCCAGCAUUUGCUGUAUUUUUCUGCAUGUUAUGAUGGAUUAUGGACUAUGGACUAUGGAAGGGCGCCAUUUUUUCUGCGAUGUGAAAUGGUUGCACUCGGUGAGCUACCCUUUGUGAUUUUUACCACAACACUUGGAACGCUUGGAAAAUAAAAUGUUGAUACAGUGAUCACAGCUACUGAAAAAACGUAUAAGUGGCAAUGGAUAUAAGCGUAGGCUUAAAUCAAUGCCGUUCCAUUGAUUUUUCCCCACAAGGAGUCUAAACUCCCCAGGAUACUGAAUGAAAUCCACACUAAAGACACUUCUUCAGUCAAAGGCAUUAGGGCUAAAGUGGAGAGAACAAAUACAAAUAAGGGUCUUUAGGAAGCUUUAUUCAUCCACAGGCAUCUUCCCAUUCUUUUCGGCUCUUCUUAUUGCUAGGAAAGCAGUAAAAACUUAAGCUUCCCUUCGACUGAAAAUUACAGCCAAAAGCUGCACAAUGUGGCAUCGUAUCAGCAUUUUAUUUUCCGAGUUGCUGCAGUAAAAAUAGCGAUAGGUAGCGGCAGUAGCUCACCGAGUGCAACCAUUUUACAUAAUCGAAAUAACGGCACCCCACCAUAGUCUAAAAUAUGUAUAAAAUAAUGUGGAUUUUUUUUAAAUAAUGUAAAUCUUGCAUGGGUUUUCAUGCGGCCCUCUGUUGUUGAUGUUCCAUCGCUUAAGUUUCAUUUUCUGCUGUAAAACAAUGGGCCAAGCCAGUGUUGUCACCUUGUGGAACAGCUGAUUAGUGCAAAAUCAAUUCAAUGCGCAUGUUCGACCUGCACUUACAAAGAUUACAAAAGUUGGAUGUUGUGCAAAUUUGCGUCAUACACACUGUAUGCAGACCCUCGUGUAUGCGUAAAAACCGAAGUAAACUUUGGCCUUUAGACUCCAUCAUUAGUCAGCAUUAGCAUAUGAACACAGAUAAACACAGGACAAAUGAGUCUCUGCUUUAAUGCUUUUUUAAAGUGUAUUUAGUAGUACUGCAUUUGCAUCAUAAUCACAGAACAUUCAGAGCAGGUACUCUGAAAUAUGAUUUUUAUUAUAAGUUCAAGUAAACCACAUAUUUCCACUCGUCAGAGGUACCACAAGUACAAGUUUAUGAAACACUGUGUGAAAGGUUCAAAUGAACAGAUUUUACAGUUGCUGGCAUUGCAUGAAACUGCAAAACCAAGGCAAUGAUCAGUGUCAGCGGUACAGGCAAUUUUAUUCAUUGAUUGGCAAUGUGCAACAUUAAGUUUUAAUGUUCAUAUUGGUUUGGUUUCCCAAUUUGUAAAUAUAGAAUUUUACAGGUGUAAUUUUAAGUGUGGUUAAUGUGUUUUUGAGGAGGACUUCAUGAUGUUUUAGUAUACAGUUUAUUCUCUUUGCACAACAAUAAAGGGUUAUACGAAUGUAAAAAAAAAAAAAAAAAAAAAAAGGGGGACAUUUUUGUUUAGCAUUUUCAAGUUCACUAAGCAAGUACAGUAUUGUACUUGAUGAUCAUUUCAUGGUAAAAAAAAAAAAAUACUGUCUACCCAGCAAGCAUAAAAUGGUUUAUAACAUUUCACAGCACUGCAUUUUGGUUGUUGCUGUAACAUUUUAAAAAACAAACCAAAACAAAAUGUGCAGUUUACAGAUUUGAUUUAUCGAAUUACUGAAAUAUAGUGACAAGUGCUGAACUACAAUGUUGUUUUAUUCAACCAAAAUAAAUCAUUUUGGAAACAUAAAAUAUCUAACUGAUAGAUUUAUCUCCGAGUAAAUGCAAAAUGUCAAUAUAAUAUGUUUUUAUUAUGAAAGAAAAAUAAUUCCAAAGUGCGUCAUAAUUAAAACAACUCGCUGGCUGGGUAAAGAGACUUUUUUUCAUCAAAGUAUAAUAUUGGAUGGUAAAAAUCCUCUGUGAUAUCUGACUACUAACAAGCAUAAACAGUUUCCACAUGUGAUAAUAAAUCAUCAUCAUGGCUACAGUGAAAAGGUCAGCUCUAUUUAAUGGAUCAUUAUAUGGCUCAUUUCAGCAAAGAGAACACAAUCAAAAUCAAGCGCAGAGCUGAAAUAAGAUCAACGUGAUCAAGAGUCAAUUUAGUGACAACUAAUUCUAGCAUGUCACAUUAGCAUGGUCUUUACAGUAUGUUUCGUCUCUUCUCUUGAUGUACAGUUACAGUUGUUUUGUCAUAGCAUUAACUUUUCUUAUUGCAUCAUGGCUGUAAGUUCCCAUCAAGACACAAACCAUUAGCAUUAGAGUAGACAAUUGACAUUUUAAUGUGGUGUGAGAUCCUUGUGAUGUAAUUCCUCAAUCUGUUUAUUCUUAAAUUCAGUUCUUUCUAAAGUUUGUUAUUGUGCAAACUGAUAUUCAGCCUUCAUCUCCAGCUUGCUGUUUAUGAUAUAAUCCCCUUUUUUGAUCUAGAAAAUGUGGGCACCAAACAAUUUUUCAUAGGAAAUUGAUUCCUUGUGGGAAUGACAACUUCAUAGUUACUGUGUCGAUAAACUGUGUCGGGUUUAAUCGAUAAACCCCAACAGCCAAGCUUCUAGCAUUUUAAUGAGUUCCAGUGGAACUGGAUUUCGGUUGCCUAUUUGUUGUUAUGUGACUACCUUGGCAAGUAUUAAGGGGAAAGAGCCUAUAAGAGAAAUAAAUAUUCUAAUAAGAUUUGUCUCCACAACAAUAGGACCCUGCUAUGAAGUCAAUAUGAUGACAUACUUUAGGGAUUUUGCAAAGACACAUUGUCAUGCAGUUUGUAUAUAGCAACACUAGCAGAAAUUUGCAUUCUUUGUGCUCAGUCAAAAAGUCAAUAUUUGAUGUUUAGAUAGUAAAAUUUGUAUUUGGAAUCUAAAGGAGACCUAUUAUGCCCCUUUUUACAUGAUGUAAUAUUAGUCUCAAGUGUCCCAAGAACGUCUGUGAAGUUUCAACUCAAAAUCCCCCACAUUAUAUAAUUUUGGAGUGGAAGCAGAAAAAUGCUUUUUUUUAGUGCAUGUUUCUUUAAAUGCAAAUUAGCUGCUUCUCCCCGCCCCCUUUUCCAGAACAGGGCUGUGCCUUUGCAACUUUUAUUUCAGAUACUCUGCCAUAAAACAUCUGUUUGGUUUUCCUUAUUAUGUCUGUUGCGCUGAAAUCGUGUGUUAUAAAGCCAUAUUAGUUUAAACUUCUGAUACAGGGUUUUCUGAGCGCACACAUCGGACGCACACAUACAGAAAGCAGCUGUCCCAUGACAUGUGAGUAGUAAACUAAACCUUACUGAUGCUAAAUGUAUUGUGCCAUUAAGCUUUAUUUACAUAUAAUAGUAUAUCAGAUAUUUAAUAUUAGUAUGGUGAGAAAAACUAAAAAUGUUAUUCAUUUCAUUUAAAUUUUAUUAAUUUAACAUAUUUAAUAUUGGGGGAAUCCAAGUUAUUUCACAUAUUUGAACAUUUUUUUUAAGUAACACAAUAGUUACUUUCCCUGGUAAUUAGUUACUUUUAUAAUGAUGUAACUCAGUUACUAAGUAAGUUACUAUUUGCGACAAGUAACUAGUAACUAUAACUAAUUACUUUUUAAAAGUAACAUGCCCAACACUGAUGUGCACGUGCUUGCAUUCCCGCUAUCCCAUAUUUGCAUGUGUAAGAAUGGAAGAUAAUGAAAAACCAAGUAUAGUAUGACCACCCAGUACACUAGGAAAUAGCAUGCAGAUUGUGUUGAUCACGGCUGUCACAUGACAUGUGAGUAGUAAACUAAACUUCUCUUUCGUGUCUUAUUGCGCUUAAACUGUCAAAUACACAAGUUUAUGUUCAAAAAACAACAUGAGUUACAAAAAGAGUCCGUUAUCUCUGUGAAGGUAAACAGCUGGGAAAGAAAUUGCAUGUUUAUAUUAGAUCUGUGUGGCAGCAAUGUAAUAUACAGUAAGUAAAUCAAUAAAUACACUGCUCUCUUGUCUGCUCUGAGGCUGAAACUCUAAAUAGUUUUCUGCGCUCGUCAUUGCAGCCAAAGACAAAACAGUUAGCAUGCUUUGCUUGAACUUUUGCCAUGCCAUCAGAACUGGUACACAGUUGUCGCUUGCAAAAACACAAUGGUGGCACGAUGGGUGGAAAUGUGCAGAUUAAGGGCCGGUAAUAUUAUAAUAAGAUCCAUUUUCUAUGUCACUGGGGGAGAGAAAUCUGAGCAGCACAUUUUUUUUUUCACAA